Messenger RNA from Pangasianodon hypophthalmus (striped catfish), 4982 nucleotides. RefSeq names its product zinc finger, ZZ-type containing 3 (gene zzz3). The coding region runs from base 1087 to 3732 and encodes 881 amino acids. Gene Ontology annotation, molecular function: zinc ion binding. The transcript is spliced from 12 exons. Lineage: Eukaryota; Metazoa; Chordata; Actinopteri; Siluriformes; Pangasiidae. The record is from RefSeq and is a predicted model, not a curated record.
AAUUAUUCCCUCACGGUUUUGCGCGUGUAUAUAUCUUAAGAUGAGGCUAAAUGCAUUAAAUAUUAAACAAACCCACUGGACUGCUAAGUCCACGGUGCGCGUGAAAUGCUGGAGGGAAAAGUUGUCGCGCUAAACAAUUAGCUAGCGUUAGCUUAGCGGUUAGCGCUUAGCACUUAGCGUGCUAGCAUAAGCAAGCCGAAACAACAGUUAGCCAAAUAGGUAUGCCGCGUUUUAGACGAAUAACUAGGUGUAGCGUUGAAUUUAUAGAAUUUUUGUUUGACUCGCUACCAAAUGACGUUUUUAUAUAGCUAGCUAGUCCAGUGCUAGUUAACGUGUGUUAGCCGGUUAUGCUAAAUCGAGUUUGUGCGGAUCCAGAAGCUUUUUUUCCUUCCCUCUCCUCCGCAAAGCGCGGAUUCAGUCUCAAAUCCUCGCGUGCGCAGUGCACAAGCGCACUAUCCCAGCGUGUGAAUGAACGGCACGUGCGCCCUACGUAGUGCACUACACGACAAAUCGGAGCGUAUUUUGGGACCGAGCCCGCUAACUAGCCUUGCAACUUGCUCGGCUAACUUCUCAUGAAUGACAACGGAGCGUUGUAAUUUUGGUUAGACUAGCUAACGCCUUUUAUAUAUUAUAUUUUAAAUUAAAUAAAAUUUGCAUUGUUAUUUUCAUGUAAGCUGUGUCACGGAAUGAAAUCAUUUUGUGCGUUUGUAGUGUUUUUUUUCCGUUGUCAAUGCGGUUGCUAGUUUAGCAGGUCGUGAGGUGUUAGCUAGCAACACGUUUGUUUUUGUUCACUUUAGCCGGAGGGUUGAAGCGUUAAAUGUUUAUUCAGUGAGGUUUAUAUGUUUUAAUGUGUGUUAAUUAUGAAGUGAAGUGAGUGCUCGUCUCGUAAGUGGGGUUCUGAGCUCUAAAAACCCGGCUUACACACACACACACACACACAGAGCACAAGGGGCCUGAUGAAUGAUAAACCAGGAGACUCUUCUGUUUUUGCACAGUGAAAUGAUUUCCUAGUCAGGAAUAAAGGUGCCCGUAUUCUGCCGCAGAGGAGAGCACCACGAUGAGGAGUCAGUAGGCACCCUCCAUAGUAUGGCCGCGUCCCGUUCUUCGCGUGUCACAAGAUCAUCAGUGGGGUUAAAUGGAUUGGACGAGAACUUUUGUGGCCGAACCCUCAGGAACCGCAGCAUUGCACAGCCGGAGGAGACCUCGCCUCCUCCCACACCCAGAACUCGCUUGCCCUCGAAGAAGCAGGACUGCCAGCAGAACCAGCAGGCCGGGACUCAAUCGGGGAAGGUAGCUGAAGGAGAGUCCUUGCCUACCCACAGGAAACGGGGCCUGUCUGUCUCUGAGAAGGACGAGCCGGAGAAAUCGGACGCCUCUGAAAGAGUUCGAGCUGGGGGAGGACAAGAAGCCUCCCCUUCCCAGAAGAGGGCUAAGCGGUGCUCUUGCUCAGGGGAAUCCCAAGGAACUGAGGAGGAACCUUCUCCCAAACCUGAGAGCCCUGAUCCGGCUGCAGCCAAGGGCAACGAUGAGGACUCUAAAUCGGACUUUGCUUCAAACUCGCCCUCGGAUUCGGGCUUGGCGCUGUCUGUCAGCCUCGACAAAGAGUGCGAGGAGGAAAAGGACGAGGACAAGAAGGAACGCGGUCCUUCUUUGCCAGCCAGCGAAUCCCACAAGGCGACCAAUGGCCUGGCUGAGGUCCAUAAGGAUGACUUAGAAUCUGCAGCCUUGCCUGCAGAGCCCUGUGCCUGCCCCACCACGCUCACGAACAGUCCCUCGCUGCCCAAUGGCAGCCAAGUGGCAGCUUCAACCCUGGACCCCAUUGUGCCUUGUACAUCCCCGCUUCUUAAACAGGUGGACGAGUCCAAUGGCCUUCAGGCCGACAGAGAGAGGAACUGCUCAGCUGAAGAGGCCUCUGAAGCUGUUCUGUCUCUGGAACCGGAGGUCGAGGUUGAAGUAGACGUGGUCGGGGACACUGGCCAGGUCCAGGACGAGCACGUGGCUGAGGAGAGCAUUAACGGUGGCCUGCUUGUGGAUCUGCAGGACCCUUCAGACGAUUGCUCAAAUAUCUCAGGGGAAACAGCAGGGCUGACCUCCCAGCUUCCCGCGGAGCCGCCUUCCUUCACGGAGCCUCAAGAGCAUAGAUACACCUUGAGGACUUCCCCUCGCCGCACUUCCUGUGUUAGUGGGCCAAGAUGCAGCUCCCCCAAGCCUGGUUCCCCCCACGCGGAUAACGGAUUACUGAAGGAGGAGGUUGCGGUGGUUCCUCUUGACUUGGAUGACUCGGCCUGCCAUAAAGAACCUCCGACUGACAGGCCGAGUCUUGUUAGCGAGGCAGACAGCGAACUCUGUGAACACAUAGGGGCCAAGGUCAGUGAAGAUACUGGCCUGUUGGAUAGUAGAGGUUCCAGAUCCACCAAAGAGCCAUCAGUCGGGCAGGCCGAGGAGGAAGAGGCGGAGGAGGACGAUCCUGAUGUCUACUAUUUCGAGUCUGAUCACUUGGCUCUCAAACACAACAAAGACUAUCAGAGACUGCUCCAGACCAUCGGCGUAUUGGAGGCCCAGAGAAAUCGGGCCAUCCUGGAUCUGGAGGCACUGACUCGCCACCAGAAGCAGGCCCUGGCCAACCCCAUUGCCUUCGUGGACCAGCUUCAGAAACAGGUGGAGUUGGGCUUGCCCUGUCCGCAGAGAGUCGUCCAGCUCCCCGAAAUCGCAUGGGACCAAUACACCUCAGGCCGCAGUGAAUUCGAAAGGGACUUUUGUGACAAGAAGCGCAAGACAAGGCGGUUGAAGUUAAUCUUCGACAAAGUGGGCUUACCGGCAAGACCAAAAAGUCCGACCGAUUCCAAGAAGGAGAGCGACGUCUCGGCUCUGUACUCGUCUCUGCCUUCCAGCGACGCCCCGGAACACGGCACGCUCGGAAACAGGACACAGAUGAUCAGAGGGAGACCGUAUCACCAGAACAAACCAGACACGUUUAACCAGCUGUGGACGGUGGAGGAGCAGAAAAAGCUGGAGCAGCUUCUCCUCAAGUUCCCCCCUGAGGAGGUGGAGUCUAAACGAUGGCAGAAGAUCGCAGACGAGCUGGGGAACAGGACGGCCAAACAGGUCGCCAGUCGAGUGCAAAAGUAUUUCAUUAAACUGACGAAGGCGGGAAUUCCAGUCCCAGGGCGAACUCCAAACCUGUGCAUGUACAGCAAAAAGACCUCGAAUAAGAGGCAGCACCACCUGAACAAGCACCUGUACCGGCCGUCCACCUUCCUCACGUCCUACGAGCCGCCCGUCUACAUGGAGGACGAGGACGAGCGCUCGAGCUUCAUCAGCAGCCUGCAGGACGGCGCGGCCCACGAUUCGGAUGAGGAUGGUGUCCCGGUGGAGCUGAGGCACCUGCCAGAGUACAAAGAGCUACAGGAGCUGAAAAGACUCAGGAAGCAGAAGAUCCACGAGCUCCAGAGCGAGAGCACCCUCACACAGCACAUAGGCUACAAGUGUGAUAUGUGUGGCGUCGAGCCAAUCCAGGGCGUGCGGUGGCACUGCCAGGACUGCCCGCAGGACAGUGCCGUCGACUUCUGCGCCAACUGCGCCGACUGUGCGUUUAAGACGGACACACACACGCCGAGUCACCGCCUGGAGCCGGUCCAGCAGGCCGAGAGCUUCCUGGACAGAGACUACUGCCUGCCUGCGAGCGCCGCCUACAACUACCUGGACCCCAACUACUUCCCGGCCAACAGAUGACAGGAGCGAGGCAGGGCCGCUCGAACCCGGGGCCGGACUCGCUUCGUCCACUCACCAGAGGCAGAUCCGCUUACAGCAGGAGGACCCUGAACCACCGCUCUGCUCGAGCUCACACGCCAUCUUCAACGCAAAAGGGAGGGAGCAACGUCCCAGAUCGUCUCCACUCCCUUUCACCUAGCUGCUGUCAGGCCUUCGUGUGUGUGUGUGUGUGUGUGUGUGUGUGUGUGUGUGUGUGUGUGUGUGUGUGUGUGUGUGAGAGGGUGGAGAUGAAAAGGGACUCGGUGCUGACUUUCCAUUCACGCCAGGUUUUUAACCAGGAGGAUUUGCUAACAAAUCAGACGUUCUUAAUUUACAGACCCUGAACACACACUUUUACUAGAAGCUGCUUGUUUUUGUUUUUGUUUGUUUUUUUGUUUUUUUUUCCCUCCCUUCUCACACGCCCAGACCUUACAUCAUGAUGUCGAUCAUGUUUUUGAUCAUUUUGAUAUAUAUAUUUUUUUUUUUUAUGUUAAAGCUCCAGCCCAUGAAGCACUACAGCACGGAAAAGACCAGCUGAGAGACGCACUUGGUAGGUGUGAAUAGCGUAUGGGGUGUCGUUUUCUUUCUCUCUCUGUCUUUCUCUCUCCCGCUCUCCCUCUCAUCCCUUCUUCUCGGUGUGUACUGUCGUCGAUCAUGUGAAGUAUACAAACGUACGGUGAAUCUAGCCAGUGGUAGGUGCUGUGCCAUUUUUUGUUCUUCCAUUCUUCCAUUCUUCUUCUUUUUUUUUUUUUUUUUUUUUUUUUUUUUUUUUUUUUUUUUUAAGCGUCCGGAUGAUUCCAUGUCACUCGUUUUAGGAAAAAAAGAAAAAGAAAGGAAAAAAAUGAAAUGGUGGGAAAAUCUGCCCAAUCAUCACACUUCAUUUUUUUUUUCCCCCCCUGCCUCAUGGUCCAUGAAAAAAAAGUGUAUUUUUAUUAAUCUAUUUAAACGGCAAUGAUGCCAGAAAAGAUGAUAUGGAGGUGGUGGCCGUCGUCGUCGCUGCAGCGCUCCACCCGUUGUUAUUUUAUACACACAGAUUUUGUUGUGCUUUCACGUAGACCAUUUUGUAUUGGAUUUAGUUUUGUCCCUCCCCCCCCUUUCUCUCUUUUUGCCCUCCCUUCCCGUCCCUUCCCCUCCCCUGCUUCAAUAUCAGUGUAUAACAGUCUGUUCUUAAAUAAUGUUCACAUGUUAGAGGAGAACUGUGGAAAUAAAAGUAUGUGAAAAGUCUUUCUACA